Molecule: messenger RNA, 979 nt
Organism: Ectocarpus siliculosus
Lineage: Eukaryota; Phaeophyceae; Ectocarpales; Ectocarpaceae
Source: the annotation of a GenBank genome assembly
CACAGGCGGUGAUCUCCCUCUCCCUCCCUUUCUUUCGUCAUGGGUGCUCAGACCAAGGCCUCCAAGGCCAAGCUUGCGGCCAAGAAUGUGCUCAAGGGCAGCGGCAAGCGGAGGGCGAAGGUCCGCACCAGCGUUCACUUCCACAGGCCCAAGACGCUUACCCACGCCCGCAAGCCCAAGUACCCCGCCAAGGCCGUCCCCCGGGCACCGCAGAUGAACAAGCACCGCGUCAUCAAGUUCCCCCUCACGACCGAGAGCGCGAUGAAGAAGAUCGAGGACAACAACACCCUCGUCUUCAUCGUGGACGUCAAGUCGAACAAGCGCCAGAUCAAGGACGCCGUCAAGGCUCUCUACGACAUCGAGUCGCAAAACGUCAACACCCUCAUCCGGCCUGACGGCAAGAAGAAGGCGUACGUCCGUCUCACCCAGGACUUCGAUGCGCUCGAGAUCGCCAACAAGAUCGGCAUCAUCUAAACGUUGCCCUUUCAUUCAUUCCAUUGGAAUCGAACGACCUUCUUUUGGUAGCUUCUCGUAGCGACGAACUAGUCGUUACUUAGGGCAGCGCUCAGCCGGCGCCAACGGGCGUGUACCGGAGAGGUCUUGGGGGAGGGAAGAUGGUGCGGGGUGGCCUGUGAGCUUUGCCGUGUUCCCGGCAAACAAUACGUUGAAAAUAUCACCGUUUUCGCCGUUUAGCUUUGUCUUCUGUUUUUGAUUGGUCCAUGCAAGCAUGACGUGAGUUGGUUGCACCUUCGCGAUGCAGUCCAAGUCUCUCGGCGCUCCGCAUGUAAGAUGUGCAUGAGCCUCGCGCCGCCGUUGGCGUGCCGCUUGUAUGACGCACCGGCGGCGCUAACGCUGAAGAGCCGCCCCACGGACUUCACGGCAUCUCGCUCUAUCUCUGUCCGCUCAGCUUGUUGCGCGAGUGGCGGCAGGAGUGUGAUCUCACCCCCAUCAGUACCGUCCGACCACGCUCAGCCCAACA